AUGAAGAUUGCAUUAUUUUCAAAUAAGAAAUAUUGGUCAGAAUAUUUUGAUAAAACUAAAAGUUCACAUGAAAUCAAAUAUUUAGAUGUUCCUUUGAACGAACAAACUGCUGAAAUUGCAAAAGGAUUCGAUGCAGUCUGUGCAUUUGUAAAUGAUUGUUUGGAGAGAACGGUAUUGAGUGUACUCGGUAACAAUGGUGUGAAGUGUGUGCUGCUGAGAUGUGCCGGUUUCAAUAAUGUCGACUUGAAGGCUGCCAAAGAGUUUGGAAUCACCGUACUGAGAGUACCUGCCUACUCACCACACUCUGUCGCAGAGUUUGCUGUCAUGCUGUUGCUCGAGCUCAACCGUAAGCUUAUCAAAUCGUACCUGCGUGUCAGAGAAGGUAACUUCUCACUCGACGGACUGGUCGGUGGUGAGAUGCACGGCAAAACCGUUGGUGUCAUCGGAACCGGUAACAUCGGUAGAAUCGUCUCCAAGAUCCUUCUCGGCUACGGUUGCAACGUUAUUGCCUACGACGUCUUUGAGAGUGACGAAGCCAAAAAGAUGGGUGUAAAAUACGUUACACUCGAUGAAAUCUGGAAACAAGCUGAUAUGAUAUCCCUUCAUACUCCAUUAUUAAAAGAUACUUAUCAUAUGAUCAAUGAUGAAACAAUCGGUAAGAUGAAGGAAAAGAUUGUUAUUGUUAAUACUUCUAGAGGUGGAUUGGUAGAUACCAAAGCUGUGAUUAGAGGUUUGAAGUCUGGUAAGAUCGGUGCACUCGGUCUUGAUGUGUAUGAAGAGGAAACCGGAUUGUUCUUCAAUGAUACCUCGGAUUUGAUUCUACAAGACGAUGUACUCGCUAGAUUGAUGACCUUUAACAAUGUGAUUAUCACUGGUCACGAGGCAUGGUUCACCGACACCUCUCUCAAGCAAAUCUGUCAGAUCACCCUAGGUAACAUGACCGACUUUGAAAAAGGUACAAUCAAAAAGGAGAAUCUCGUUGAAUAUCAACCACAACCAAAUAAAUAA
Messenger RNA from Heterostelium album PN500, 1008 nucleotides. It is a transcript of the gene ldhA, whose product is annotated as 2-hydroxyacid dehydrogenase. The transcript is spliced from 3 exons. Bases 1 to 1008 code for a protein of 335 amino acids. Gene Ontology annotation, molecular function: oxidoreductase activity, acting on the CH-OH group of donors, NAD or NADP as acceptor; NAD binding. Lineage: Eukaryota; Evosea; Eumycetozoa; Acytosteliales; Acytosteliaceae. The record is from RefSeq and is a predicted model, not a curated record.